AUGUCGAGUAGGCCUCCUUCGAGGGUCGUGUUUGUGGGAAACAUUCCAUAUGGCCUCUCCGAGGAGCAGAUCACAGACAUCUUCAGUAGCGCCGGCAAGGUAGAGCGCUUCCGCCUCGUCUACGAUUCGGAAACCGGACGGCCAAAGGGAUUCGGCUUCGCAGACUAUCCCGACACUGACUCGGCUUCCUCAGCUGUCCGCAACCUUAACGAAUAUGAAAUCAUGGGUCGAAAACUCCGAGUCGAUUUUUCCAACGAGCAGAAGAGCGGUGAUGAUGAUGGCCAGACGCCUGGACAGAACACCGGUGCCUCAAACGGAGGCGCUGCUUCAAACUAUACCUCCCAGUCAACACCACUCCCUCCACUCCCAGCCGGAAAGGAGAUACCUCCAGGAUUGACCUGCACCGAUGCCAUUUCAAGAACUCUCAAUACCUUACCGCCGCCACAACUGUUGGACAUCUUAAGCCAGAUGAAGACACUGGCUACAACAGAACCUCAACGAGCAACGGAACUGCUUCAACAGGCCCCUCAGCUGGCUUAUGCUGUUUUCCAAUCGCUCCUCCUGAUGGGACUCGUGUCCCCCGAAUCCAUCCAGUCCGUCGUUGACCCGAACGCACCGCCUCCCCAGCUCCCAACUGCCAACUUCCCUCCAGCAGGAUUCCCCGCGAAUAACUCGGCUUAUGCUCCUCCAGCAGCGGCACCUGCAGCAGCUCCUGCGGGUAUGGCACAGGACCCUGAUGCUCUGAUGCGAGCAGUCAUGGAACUCCCCCAGGCCCAGAUUGACAUGCUCCCAGAGGCAGAUAGACAGCAGAUUAUGGCUCUUAGGGCUACGUUUGCGGGUCAACGGCGAUAA
Molecule: messenger RNA, 852 nt
Organism: Trichoderma breve
Lineage: Eukaryota; Fungi; Ascomycota; Sordariomycetes; Hypocreales; Hypocreaceae
Product: hinge domain of cleavage stimulation factor subunit 2 domain-containing protein
Exons: 5
Coding region: 1-852 (283 amino acids)
Biological process (GO): mRNA 3'-end processing
Cellular component (GO): mRNA cleavage and polyadenylation specificity factor complex
Molecular function (GO): mRNA binding
Source: RefSeq, a predicted model, not a curated record